Molecule: messenger RNA, 5565 nt
Organism: Paramormyrops kingsleyae
Lineage: Eukaryota; Metazoa; Chordata; Actinopteri; Osteoglossiformes; Mormyridae
Gene: scml2
Product: Scm polycomb group protein like 2
Biological process (GO): negative regulation of DNA-templated transcription
Cellular component (GO): nucleus
Molecular function (GO): histone binding; chromatin binding
Source: RefSeq, a predicted model, not a curated record
UCGGGCGAACUGCAUGAUUUUCUAAGUUUAAGAACCUAACAAUCACAUGAAUUGGCAAAAAAAAAAGAAAUUCUGAAAAAGUUGGAACAACUCGCCGGUGAGGUUCAUUUAAAAGUUCCUUCAAGCUGGACUUAAUAACAGAUGAAUGAUCUACUUUUGGGAAUAAGUUGGAUGCCAGCCUAGGGCCCAGUAGUGGCACGAUCACUGGGACAUCGACCCCUCCCCAGCCCCCUCCCUGGCUGAGGUGCCCUUCCUUAGCUGGGCGACAUGGGUCGCACCCCCGUGAAAGACCAAAAAGGAGGGAAAAGGGAAAAGCCUGGAAAGGGCAGCACCUCCUUGGAUUCCUCCCUUACUGCCAAAGAGACUUUCAGUUGGGAGGAAUACCUGAAGGGAUCGUCAUCAACGCCUGCCCCUCCCUGCUGUUUCAGACAGUCAAGGGUCUCCCCCAGCAAUGAUUUCAAGGUGGGCAUGAAGCUGGAAGCGCAUGACCCCCGUAACUCUACCUCUGUCUGCAUCGCCUCGGUGAUGGGCUUGGCUGGUAUGCGAGUACGUCUGCGUCUGGACGGCAGCGACAACACCAAUGACUUCUGGCGGCUGGUGGACUCGUCCGACAUCCAGGCUGUCGGGACCUGUGAGAAGGCGGGGGGCAUGCUGCAGCCUCCGCUGGGAUUCAGAAUGAAUGCAUCCUCAUGGCCCAUGUUUCUGCUAAGGACCUUAAGUAGAGCAGAGAUCGCACCCCCAACCGCUUUCAAAAAGGAGCCGGUGAGGCCGUCUCAGAACAACUUCCGGGCUGGAAUGAAGCUGGAGGCUGUAGAUAGGAAGAACCCCUAUCUUAUCUGCCCCGCCACCAUCGGCGAGGUCAAAGGUGACGAUGUCUUCAUCACGUUUGAUGGCUGGAGAGGCGCCUUCGACUACUGGUGCAAGUACGAUUCACGGGACAUCUUCCCUGUGGGCUGGUGCCUAAUAACCAAGCACAGUCUGCAACCUCCUGGAAACAGCGUCACCCUCCCGAAGAGCUUGCCGAUUCCCGCCUGGUCCCCGGCCAAGCCCUCCCAGCGUGCCAUGCAGUCCCCGUACCGCCUCAGCGCUCCGCUGCCCCCCCUGCCUGUCAGGAAGGGGGUGCGCGGCCGGCGCCCCAAGAGUCAGACUCUGGCACUGCUGAAGGCAGUGGCGGCCGCUCAGGCCAGCGGCCCUCAGGGCGGGAAGACGGCCCCCGACUCGCAGCUCGCACCCAGGCCGUACAAGAAGAGGGGGCCCAAGCCAGGGAGCAAGAGGAAGUCCCGGGUGCUUCCUGUUCCCAUGGGUACUCCCGCUGCCAUUCCCAAGACCCGCCAGUCCAGCGUUCAGCUCUCCAACGACGGAGCUGCCCACCUUAGUGCCAGUCCUGCCGUCACCUGCACAGUGUGCGUCUAUGUCAACAAGCACGGCGACUGCGGCCCCCUGCUGGACCGCAAGCUGAUGCAGCAGCUGCCCGACCACUUCGGACCCGGACCGGUGAACAUGGUGCUGCAGCAGGCGGUCCAGGCCUGCGUGGACUGCGCCUACCAGCCGAAAGCCCUGUUCAGCUUCCUACAGGCCCAGUCUGACGGGGGCGAGGUCAUUAAAGUGCGCUCCGAUGGAGGCAUUCACUACGUCCACCUGCCAUUGGCCAGCAGUGCAUCCUUUGUGCUGCGUUUCCUGGAGACGCUGUGCCAGCACCUGCAAUGCGAGAACUUGUUCAGCAGCCAGCCGUUCAGCUCCUACGCCUACGACCGCAGCAAGUCAGUUAAAGAAGAGACAUCAGAUGCUCUCACCAUAAACCGAGGGACCAAGCGCUUCCCAAAGGACUCGCCCCCAUACGCUGCCCCCCUGUCCCCCAAGCUCUUGCGUAAGGAAGUACAUCCCUCAGAAGCGGAAACCCUGCCGCAUGAGGAAGGAGGCCCACUGAUGGAGCAGCGUUUCCCAGAUGACUCCAUGGAUUCUGCCUCCAGCUCCAUGAAGUCACGACCGCCGGCACUGCGCAGCUCCUCCGAGUACCGGGCCCAAGCCAGCAGUCCAUACUACCCCGGGCAGCCCCUGGCUCUGCGCUGCCACUCCUCCAGCGCCCCUGAGCUGGGCUCCACGCGACUACACAGACGAGUGGAAGCAGCUAGCUCCACCACUGGCCCUGACCUCCAGGCUGCUGAUCGGGAGCCCCCCCGGCACUCAGGCCAGAGCCCAGCGACCUGGACCAUCGAGGAGGUGAUCCAGUUUGUGCGAGAGGCCGACCCGCUGACCCUGGGCCCCCACGCCGAGCUCUUCCGAAAGCACGAGAUCGACGGCAAGGCACUGCUGCUGCUGCGGAGUGACAUGAUCAUGAAGUACAUGGGGCUCAAACUGGGCCCUGCGCUCAAACUUUGCUACCACAUCGAGAGGCUGAAGCAGGUCAAGCCCUAGUAGGACACACCCCAGCCACAAGGGGGCGCUCUCUCAGAUGAGCACCAAAGGAGUAUCCUGCCCCUCUAUGUCCCUUAUAAAUGCUUUUUUUUUCGAGUGGUUGUUUUUUUCCAUAGAAAAUUUAUUUAUUAUACUGCAGUGACCACAGUACCUCAUUCUUAUCAGCCAAUCAAGCGAGGAGUACAGUAUCAGCUGAAUCCCAAAGGAGAAUGUCAAGUGUUUACAUAUUUGUACAGUAGAUACACACUGACUCGUAUUUGUUUUUCCUUCAAGAAAUACAAAUAUUUGGUUUGAGUUCACAUUUUACCCCCCAAUUUUUUUCCUGUGAUUCUUACUCCAGCAAACUGAAGGGGCUAUUUUUAAAAAAAAAUGUUUGAAUUGAUUAAUUUUUUUAUACAGUGUUUUCUGGCUGUUUACAUUUUUUAGCUCAAAGUGUAAGAGACCUGUUACUUUCCUAAUUUUUAAAUAACCUUUUUUUUUAAAAAAAAAAAAAACAAAACAAAAAUGGCAGCUGUGUGGUUUUCAUGUACUAGCUUGAAAAUGUGGGGGCAGAUUUGACCAUGAGGCACCAUUAGGGACAAAGGAGACUGGGGGGCUUCCUGGUUUUUGCAAAGCAGAUAUCAGGUCCCUUCGCGAAACUACUUAAAAAAAAACAAAAAAAAAAACAAAAAAAAACAAGCUUUGUGUGCAUAAACAGAGCUGAAGAGGAAUCGGUGUGUUUUCAGGCCUUUUAUCUACUGCCUCACCUGCAGCCAAAGGACAGAGAAUCAUCCAUGAGCCAACCAGGGGGUGGAGGGGGGCACACGGGCCUCUCCUUUUAAUAUCAACUGUUCAGCCUUUUUUUCCCCUUUCAGUUUUUUGAUAUAGAAAUUUUGGACCAGCUCCCAUGUGACUCUCCUGAAGCUGAGGACUUGCCUGUUGUUUAGCUGCAUUUCUGCUUCAGGACCGUGGAUCUCUGUCCCUUGACUCGCACCCAGGCAGCAGAGGAAGGCUACGCACUCCUGGCUCCCCGCCCCCCCUUCCUCGGCCUUCCAUGAGGUUUCUGUUAUGAUCAUUAAGCAGAGAGCUGAGGCAGCCUGCAGUGUGUGUGUGUGUGUGUGUGUGUGCGACUAGUGCUCAGGUGGCUUAUCCUGUCUUUCUUCAUAUUCACUGGGGCCAUCGCUAGGUUCCAGAGGCUGGAAAGACAAUCUGGAAAUAGGUCUUCAGCCAUCGCUCUUUUGCGGCAGCUGACGUUGAUGUUUUUAAGACAGGAACUGUAGCCGUGGUCCCCCUUGCGCCUUACCUCACUCAGCCACCCUCAGGUCCAGAACUCAUCUCCUUUAGAGGCCAGGACAGUGCGGGCGAGGCAUGUCAGAGCUCACUGCGGUCUGCAGCGUGUUGGUGCUGCUUCUGAAGACCGGGGGUGUCAGGGAGGUGGGCUGGCUUGGGCUCUGCUGGGAUCUGACUGGUGCCCCCUGCUGGUGGUGCUUAUGUGCCAACCUGCUGAUUAGUGUCAUGUUACCUUCAAGCCAUGUUUAUUACCGGGUCAUGUAGCACUGGGGGUGUUCCAUGAAGCAGGAUUUCUUGCUUAGCUGGAUAGCUUGUUAGAUUUAAGGUAGUCUGGCUAAAUUAAGUUAAUCUUCGUUCACUUACAUCUAGCUGACUACCUUAAAUCCAACAAAUUAUCCGGCUAAGCAACAUAUCCUGCUUUGCGGAAUACCCCCCUGGUAUGUUUAGCCAUCUGCAAACUUGCAGGUGUUUUAAAAUUCAAAAAUGCUGUUAUGCAAAUGCCCCCCCCCCCACUUUAGACACUGUAGAUACUUUAUGAGUCCAAUAUUUCUCAGCUGGUGCAUCAUAAAUGAAGUACUAGAAUUGAAACAAGCUGUGUGCACAGAAGGCAGUAGUGUGAGCUGGAGCAGAACCCCGCUUGUCCUUUUAAGUGUGUUUUCUUCCCAUGGGUUUAUCGCACAUGUUGCAGGAGCCCCCAGGCAUAGUGAGAAAGUCCCACCUGCUGGCCCCGUUAUGUGCUAUACAAACCAGCCAGUAAGUGGCAAUAGGUCCUUCAGGGCUGCUCAUUUAAUCACAGCUCUGUGAAAUGUGUGCGAUUUGCCCAGACUAAGGGAUUAAGUAAUAAUAAUGAUGAUGAUGAUGAUGAUGAUGACGAUGAUGAUGAGGUGGCACUGGGCGACACUGAGCCUCGUGGCCUGCCCUUCCGGGCUGUGGCCUGCUGCUCUGGCUUUCACCCUAAGGGCCGACAGCGUUUGUGCUGGGAAGUUAGUGUCUCCUUAUCUACAGCCAUGUGCCAAAUGCCAGAUCACGGACAGAGCAGUGACUCUCCAGCCUUGGGUUGCUGUGUUGGCUUGUGCUCUAACCAGAAAGCUAAGGUGCAAUAAGGGAGAUGUGUGAGUCAGAGACUUCAACACUGCGCAAGAUUCAAAUUAAACACAACCGUUACUUUGUGUGUUGCUCGGUUGUGACGCAGGCAGACCUCCUGCAGGCUAGCUGCGCAGACGUCGGGUUCUGCUCCGAGCGUUGGUUGCCCAGAGGCGGCUAUAGAGACUGCCUUCAGGUCGGGGAGGAUCCCAACGUUGCCAACAGGUGAUCGUAAUUUUUUUUGUAACGCAAAAAGACAAAUGGUACAAAUCUAUAGCACCAAUGCCCAAUGAUUUACAUUAUAUAUAAGCCCGCCUGCCCAAUGAAAGCCACUUAGACACCCUGUACUGACGAUGGUUUACAGACCUCCCAAGCACUGUCACAAAGAGGAAUGUACAUAUUGUAGACAUACAUUUUAAACAUUUGAUGUGUGAAAAGGUUUUUUUUCCCCAAUAGAGAAGAGCUUAAGACAAUUUGUUGACAAUUGCCAUUUUAUACAACUGGUUUUGUACGCUCCCAAUCCAUGUGUGAUGACUGGUUUUUAUGCGCUCCCAAUCCAUGUGUGAUGACUGGUUUUUGUGCGCUCCCAAUCCAUGUGUGAUGACUGGUUUUUGUGCGCUCCCAAUCCAUGUGUGAUGACUGAUUUUUGUGCGCUCCCAAUCCAUGUGUGAUCUCUCAGGUUCAGGUGCUCGGAGUCCCAGCUGUACUGCAGGAUUUCGGUUUGUUCAGAUGUUGUCAGUCACUCUUGUCAUUUGUGAAUUGUCAUGAUUUUUAAAAACAAUAAACAGAACAAAAUCA